Molecule: messenger RNA, 765 nt
Organism: Arthroderma uncinatum
Lineage: Eukaryota; Fungi; Ascomycota; Eurotiomycetes; Onygenales; Arthrodermataceae
Product: proteasome subunit alpha type-6
Exons: 5
Coding region: 1-765 (254 amino acids)
Biological process (GO): ubiquitin-dependent protein catabolic process
Cellular component (GO): cytosol; proteasome core complex; proteasome core complex, alpha-subunit complex
Source: RefSeq, a predicted model, not a curated record
AUGUCGGGAAGCGCGGGCUACGAUAGACAUAUUACUAUAUUCUCGGACCAGGGGAGGUUGUACCAAGUCGAAUAUGCUUUCAAAGCCAUUACAGCUGCCAACAUCACAUCACUCGGAGUUCGAGGCAAGAACUGUGCUGUGAUUAUAUCACAGAAGAAGGUUCCGGAUAAGCUCAUUGAACCAUCCUCCGUGUCCCAUGUCUUCAAGAUUUCCCCAUCAGUGGGCUGCGUCGUAACGGGUUCGAUAGCAGAUGGUCGAGCACAGGUUACCCGAGCACGAAGUGAAGCUGCAGAGUUCGAGUACAAGUUUGGAUAUGAGAUGCCAUGCGAUGUCCUCGCAAAGCGCCUUGCCAAUAUCAGCCAGGUGUACACACAAAGGGCCUACAUGAGACCUCUGGGUGUUGCAACGACUCUGAUCUCGGUCGACUCUGAAAAUGGUCCGCAACUAUUCAAGUGUGACCCAGCCGGGUACUACGUUGGAUACCGAGCCACCGCCUCCGGACCCAAGCAGCAGGAGAUCCUCAACCUAUUGGAGAAGAAGCUGAAGAACAAGGACGACGGAGGUGCAAGCUGGGAAGACGUGGUGGAGCUGGCGAUAACGACCCUGGGUACCGUGCUGAGUGUUGAUUUCAAAAAGGGCGAGAUAGAGGUUGGCAUUGUGGGUGGACCCCGUGCGGAUGGCACCAAGGGCACACAGACCGCGUUCCGUACGUUGACGGAGGACGAGAUUGAGGAACGGCUGCAGGCCAUCAGCGAAAGGGAUUGA